GACACCCAAAAUGUUAGACGUCAAAAACCUAACCUCUGAAAAUGUGUUUUGAAAUUUUCUUCCAUUCAAAAAUGAAUUUUAAUAUUAUUUUAGUACUUUUAAUAUUAUUUUCUAAUUCUAUUUGCGAGGAUAAACAAGAUACCGAGUCUGACGAAAUAUUUGUACCAACUAAAGAGUGGAAAGUUAUAAAAGCAGGCCAAAAAGUCCCCUCUGGUUUACAUUACCGAAUAAAUUUGUCAACCGGUAAAAAAGAAGCCAAAAUCAACGAAGAUGAUGAAUCAGAUACAAAUAAAAAAGGUAUUUCAGUGAUAAAAGAAGAUGAAACUCUGUACAGUGCUCUGAAAGAUGUAGAUAAGAAAAACCCCGAGAAUGACAUGCCCAAGAAAUUUCGCACUUUAGACGAGAUAAAGAAAGAUUUAGGAGACAUAGAAAUUACUCCUAAAAGUGAUGUUGAAAUUUUACAAGACUUAUUUGCAAAAUUCCAAGAAGAAGAUAAGAAAAAACAACCAAAUACUAAAGAAAUUUUAAAGAUCUUGAAAGACUUAAUAUAUUUAAGUCAUCAGAUUGAUAAUGGAAACGAAUUUGUUAGAAUGGAUGGUUUCAAAAAGAUUGUUUAUAAGAAGCUUAAUUCAACCAAUCUUGCUGUUAAACAAGAAGCAUUAAAACUAUUUAGUACACUUGCUCAAAAUAGUCCUAAAGUGAAAGUCCAUAUUCUUGAAACAGGAGGGAUCACAAUGCUGCUGAGGUUGUUAAAUUUGGAUGAUAACCCUCAUAUAAAAAAUAGUGCUGUUACUGCUUUAAGCUGUACGCUACGAACAUUUCCUUAUGCACAGAAUAGAUUUAUUGAAGCAGGAGGUUUGACAAUAUUUUCAAGUUUAUUUAAGUCAGGUUCAGUUAAACUGAAAUUAAAGCUAGUAACUUUAUUAAAUGACUUUAUAAUAGAAAGACAAAAAGAUGUAAGUAACUUUGAGAAUCAUGAGCUGGUUGAUAUUGAAGAGAAAUUAUAUGAGUUGGGUUGGUGUAACAGCUUGAACAAUUUGUUAACCGAUUUAAUACAAAUAGACAUUUAUGACUAUGAUUCGAUAGAGAAAUGUUUGUUGUCUAUGAAAGGUAUGGUAAAAAAAUGCAGUAAUAGUUAUAAUAAGGCACUUUUCAACCAACUAGAGAGUUCCUACAGUCACUUAAAAGAUGAAGAUACAGAAGAUUAUUUUCAGUACAUUAUAAACGAUUUAAUCGGUGUGUUACUUUAUGAAAAUAACAAUAAUAAAACAAAAGUAGCUAAGGAAGAAUUAUAAAAGACUGAGGUAAAAGAGUUUAUAUUUAUUUUUGUUAACUAUACAAUACAAAUUGAAAAAAUAAAAUCUAAUUUAUUGC
This is a messenger RNA of Sitophilus oryzae (rice weevil), 1374 nucleotides long. Its product is annotated as nucleotide exchange factor SIL1-like. NCBI's taxonomy places the organism in Eukaryota, Metazoa, Arthropoda, Insecta, Coleoptera, Curculionidae. The transcript has 2 exons. The coding region runs from base 42 to 1295 and encodes 417 amino acids. The record is from RefSeq and is a predicted model, not a curated record.